This is a messenger RNA of Rosa rugosa (rugosa rose), 849 nucleotides long. RefSeq lists its product as uncharacterized. The record is from RefSeq and is a predicted model, not a curated record. The coding region runs from base 263 to 631 and encodes 122 amino acids. NCBI's taxonomy places the organism in Eukaryota, Viridiplantae, Streptophyta, Magnoliopsida, Rosales, Rosaceae. The transcript has 2 exons.
AUAGACUCUGCUUGUAGGAAGUCUAAUAGUGACAUCGUUUCUCUUUUAAAAUGCUUUGACAAGGAAAAAAACUUGUUUCAGUUUGGGGAAAUUACUGGUACCAUAUCUGUAGGUGACAUUCCAGAACUGUUUGGUUUGAAUAUUGAAGGUCGUGAGAUCAACCUUAACCAGAAGAAGAGAAAAGGGGAUUCUGACUUCAUUAAAAGACGAUUCCCUGGAGUGAAAAGGUUGUCCAAGGUGAUCCUGGAGCAACUAAUCAAAGAUGUAUCUAACACUAUUACGCUUGGCAUUUUUGAAAGAUAAGGGUAAAUCAAUUAUUAAGAGCAAGAUGAUAUGGAAACAUGUGAAAAGAGAAGGGCAAGUGAGUCUAUUUACGUUCAAUGUAUCAAGCAAAGACAGGGACUUGCUUACCUGGUUGGGAAGGAAUAAUGUUCAUCAUUUCCCUAUUAUUUCAAGCAAGGAAUGUCCUAAACAAGAUCCUUCCAGUGUGGACAGCGGGAUUGCUGUGACGUACAUUAUCAAGCGAUUAUCGGAAGGUCUUGAAUUAGAGUCUACCUUUAAAAAAGGUGCCAUGACUCAGCAGAGAGCACAUGUUUUGGGAAGGUUCUUAAGUGACAACAAUGACGGUUAGGCUCAUCUUUGUGUAAGGAGUUUGGGAGGGACAAGAAUGCCAUUUGGAAGGCCUUUCAUCAGUUUUUAUGUCUUUUCUGGAAUGUUAAUGAUUGUGGAUGCUUAAAGUGAUCUUAUAUGUAUUUUUUGCAAUGUUUGAGAAUUUGUAUGAUUAAAGUGUGUUUCUUAAAACACGAUGGAUCGUGUGGAAAUCAUUUUAUUUCUGAAUAAAUUUUUUUU